Molecule: messenger RNA, 2255 nt
Organism: Sphaeramia orbicularis (orbiculate cardinalfish)
Lineage: Eukaryota; Metazoa; Chordata; Actinopteri; Kurtiformes; Apogonidae
Exons: 5
Coding region: 748-1659 (303 amino acids)
Source: RefSeq, a predicted model, not a curated record
AUAAAGCACAUGUAUCAGCAUAUGGUGAAACAGAGGACGGGGAGAUUGUAAUAAAUGAACCAUGAUAAUUCUAAAAUACUGUUGAUUAUAAAUGAUUUAAAAAUUUAAGCCGUAACGUACUUCUUUAUUUAGCUCAUUACUGCAACACAUUUGUCUUUUUACAAUGAAAUGAAUCUAUAGUUACAUGAAGGGUGGGUUUUGUAUAAAAUUUCAUACAUGGUAUCUGUAUAAAUUGGUAAAACAUGCAAUUUUCUUAAAUAUAGCUAGAAAUACGGAACUUUAUUGUUUGGAAUACAGUUUUUUCAUCAGAUCAACGAAAACAAAAUACAAAAAUAUAAUAAACAGAGAAACACUCAUCUGUCCAUGAUGUGUUGGGAAGUCUGAUUGCAGUGGCUUUAAAUUAAAAAUGUUAUUUAAUAUAAUUUUGAAUUAAGUGUCGAAGCUGAAAAAGAGACAUUCAUGUUUUCUUCUUUAUCAUUGUCUUUGUCUAAGAAAAUACUGCUGUUCUUCAAUAAACUGUGAUAUAAACGACAUAUUUUCCACUGUACUACAACAUUAUUAUCAUUCUUUGUUUCCAAAAUUACCAGUUUGUAUGAAAUUGCGUUGGAGAAUUUGAAUAACUGCAUAUUUGUUGUGAAUGCAGGAUUUUGGUGUAUUAAAAACAUGCUUUGUCGAUCUUGGCUGAGAAAUGUAGAGGGAAAUUCCUCAUGCCAAUCUACCCUUCAGACAUCUUUUGAUUUCAUCUGAAUGGGCUCUGGUUUUAGUUGCUUUGACGUGUUUAAUCAGUUUUGCAUUCAUCUUCCAGUCUGUGCAACUGAACUGGUAGCUUUGCUGCUGCUGUCGCUGGCCUUACUGACCUCACUGUGUCUGAAUGUCAUAUUCUGCAUCCUGAGACGAAGAACAUCUUUGUGCACAAGCACAGACGUCUGCUGGUGCUCGCGCUUUUAUGAAGGAGAAGGCCUGACACAGGAUGAAGAGCACUAUCUUCAUGACCUGAAUCACCAUGAGAACAACAAAAAUCCCCACAAUUUUCAAGAGCAACAGGAAAAUCCAAUCUAUGGCAACAUCACCACAGACAGAAGAGGUUCUGUCGAGGUCUAUGAAAUGAUGACCAUGUGCCCGAGCGAUCGUGUUAAGACUUUACAGCCCGACCUGAAUUACGCCUCACUGGAUCUGAAGGUGGCAAAGAAACGCAAGAGGAAGCAUUGCCAUCAACAAGGUCAGACACAGGGACGAAACAAUCCUCAAGAUCAGCUGCCAGUGCACCUCACCCCCCCUGUGAAUGCUUUCCUGGGACUAGAAGCAGACAUGGAUGCUUGCCUUCCUUCCAGAGACAACAGCCCAAUGGUUUCACACAGCAGCAUCUACCUUAACAGUCAACAGAUAGCCCAGGAGGCAGAGGAGAUGGAAAGAGAAAGGGGCAUAAACAUGGAAAGGGAGAAAAUGGGCUGGCAAGGAGUCAGAGGGAGGGAGGGAGGGGGGAGCAGGAACUGGAAAGAGGGGCGAGAGAUUGAGGAAUGUACAAAUAGGGAGGAAUAUAGCAAUGGGAUUGAAGGGACACAGCAACCAGAGGAAGAGUCCAUUCAGAACAGCACAGACCAUUUCAUUAUCAGCUUCAGCUCUGAUAGUGACCAACAAGUUCAAGUAGACGACGUAUGAAGACGGACUUCUUAUUUAAAUUGUACAGAUGUGAAUUCAAGGCCACUCGACAACGGAAAUAAAAGCUAUUGUUCAUUUUUGCUUUGGUGAGAAUGAAAACUGUUAUCUUCAGUAUUCAACAAGCCCUGCGCUAUUGCACAAUUUCCUCUUUGAUGCACAGAAACUACCUCUUGAACUCCUCACGUUGAGCAACUGAGGAUCAAAAAGUACACCUUUCUGUGCAGAGGAUGUAAUUAACGUAGGGGAUACACAGACGAAAGGAAAGUAUGACCUUUAGAUGUCAGAGGACACACGGAAAAUUUCUAAAUGUUGUGAAAGACAGGGAAACAUCAAGUCAUCACAGGACAUGGAAGAUGCAUAUUUUACUAUUUCUGAUGUCUCAUAUACAUUUGCAUAUAUUAUAAAAUCUUAUUUUUACCAUAUUUUCCAUCCCGUGGGCGAUGGCCAAGUAUUGUGAGACAGUGCUUUCUCUAAUAAAUAUUUAAACCCAUAAAGACCCAGUUUUACUUUUGUGGCACUUCCCAAGUAAAUUUUUCUUUAGAUUUCACCUUUCUUAAAUGAUUUAUCACCAUUUAUUAUAAUAUUAUCCUCUGCGU